GCCCACCCCCACUCUCACUCCCCCUGGGCCGGCCCAACCAGCGGCUCGGCUACAAAAUCACCGAACCCCCAACACCGCCGUCGGAGCAGCGGCGGCAGCAAGAGGAGAUGGCGCCGCCCAGCAAGGAGCCGUGCAAGAAGGAGGCGUGCGACAUCCAGGCCUGCCUCUCCAAGAACCUCUUCGAUUCCAAGAAGUGUUUGAAAGUUAUUCAGUCACUACAAUCUUGUUGUGAGCAAUGCGAGUACAAAUCAACACAUUGUGGUUCUUUGUCGGGCUUGCUCAAAAACAUUUCAAAGUGAUGUAAUAAGACUAUCACUCAAUAAAGGUAAUUUUAGGUUUGCUUGGGAGUUAAUCAGGAUAUCAGUUUCUCUAAUCCAUCAUGUAUGACUGGGAAAAAUAAUAAUGCGCCAUCCUCAACCUGCAGAAAGGUGCUGUGGUUGCUAGUUGUUCGGUGCUGAGUUUGUCAACACAUUUCUUUAAGAGGGAUACUGAUAUUGCCGUAUACCUGUAUUAUCCUUUGUAUUUCUUAUUAUGCCCAUGUGCAGAUAUAAUUCAAGAAAAUAAGUGAACCCUGGCCUUGUUGUACACCAAUCUGCAUUUAUGAUAUGGGAAGUGUUUUUGAAUUGCA
This is a messenger RNA of Triticum urartu, 628 nucleotides long. RefSeq names its product Cox19 family protein (CHCH motif). NCBI's taxonomy places the organism in Eukaryota, Viridiplantae, Streptophyta, Magnoliopsida, Poales, Poaceae. The record is from RefSeq and is a predicted model, not a curated record.